Molecule: messenger RNA, 5017 nt
Organism: Magallana angulata
Lineage: Eukaryota; Metazoa; Mollusca; Bivalvia; Ostreida; Ostreidae
Product: vitamin D3 hydroxylase-associated protein-like
Exons: 16
Coding region: 251-2008 (585 amino acids)
Biological process (GO): fatty acid catabolic process
Molecular function (GO): fatty acid amide hydrolase activity; amidase activity
Source: RefSeq, a predicted model, not a curated record
CCGGAAUAAUUAUCGCCCAUAGGAGUGAACCCCGCUUUUAUUUCCUACUUUCUUUUGUGUCAACUAUCGGCCGCCCACCUACGUUGACUCUUCACGAAUGAUCAGUUUUUGUGCGUUUCAUUUUCCACUUAGAAAAUAGCUUUCGAUGCAUAUGCUUACUCUGCAAAAAUGCGGCAAUUAAGGUGAUUUAGACAUUGCAACUCUUGAGUCUAAAGGAAUAAAGUCACUGAAACGAGGUCAACUCUAAGUCAUGAACAGGUUCAAAGAACUGGAAAUCGACCUGGAUUGGUUCAAUGGGAGAAAUGUGUCAGUUGCUUUCCUAGGUCUGGUGACCUUGAAAACCUCCCAUGCCGUCUAUAAGUACUACAGAGCAAAAUCAAAGGUCAAGGCCAAAAGAGAGGAGUGUCUGGCAGCAUGUAGGAAGAUGGCCGAACAUUUGACCCAAAAAGGGAUCACCAAAGAGAAGGCAGAAAGAAUUACGAGGCUGUCAAUCACAGAGUUAGAACAGAGGCUACAGUCUGGGGAACUCUCAGCUGUCGAGGUGUGUGAGUGCUACCAGGCCGUUGCACUGGAAGUCGACCGCAAACUUAACUGUGUGGUUGAACCAAUCUGGGAAGCCGAGGAGAUGGCACUUGAAAGGGAUCAGAAGACAGGAAAAAAGGGGCCUCUUCAUGGGAUGCCAGUCAGCAUCAAGGAAAACUACUACAUCAAGGGAUAUGACUGCACUGCUGGCAUGCAGAGAUGUAUAGGAGACCCUGUGUCAGAGGAUGCUGUCGUUGUGAAGGUUCUCAAGAGACAAGGAGCAGUUCCUUUUGUCCGCACCAACGUCCCUCAAACCAUGAUGACCUUUGAGUGUUCAAAUCCAAUUUAUGGUCGAACUUUGAACCCUCAGGACACGAAUCGUGGCCCUGGGGGGUCAUCUGGAGGGGAAGGGGCUCUGAUAGCUGCGGGAGGGUCUAUACUAGGGAUCGGUACGGACAUCGGUGGCAGUAUAAGAAUCCCUGCCAAUAUGUGUGGGAUUUGUGGUCUAAAGCCAACAGCAGGGAGAAUCAGUGGAGCUGGUACUCACAAACUUACUAAAGGCCAAACUUUAGUCAAAUCUGCCUCGGGGAUGUUGUCUAGAGAUGUGGAUGGUGUAACCAUGGCAAUGAGAGCUCUUUUGUGUCAGUACAUGUUCGACCUUGACCCCACGGUUCCUCCUAUACCAUUCAGAGAAGAGAUUUAUCAGGACAAGCAACCCCUCAGGAUUGGAUAUUACCUAGAUGAUGGCUACAUCCCCUCGGUUCCAUCCAUGCAUCAAGCCGUAGAGAAAGCCAAGUCUAUUCUAGAGUCUCGGGGACAUAAGCUUAUUUCAAUGCAACCUGUAGAUGCUAGAAGGAUGUUCAGGCUAUUUUUAGAUACUGUAGGAGCAGAUGGCACGAAAACCUACCUCACUUGCAUGAAGGAUGAUAUCUAUGAUUCUACAGUGCGGCAAUUUUUCUAUACCUCCCACUUACCAGGUGUCCUAAAGAAAAUGAUUGGAUGGAUUAUGUCAGCCGUAUCAAGGGAUGAAAUUGCAGGAUACAUGGUGAAGGCUUUAUCAGGGUUUGGGACUGUGUACGAAUACUGGAAUCAUGCUCUUGAUAUUGAGGAUUACAAGGACGACACUCUGGCCCUGUGGAGAUCCCUGGGAAUCGACGCUGUCAUUUGUCCAGGAUUUGCUUUCCCUGCUAUUCCACACAAUACAUUUGGAGAUUUAGUUGGAGGGUGUGUGUACUCUACGAUGUACAACUUGCUCAACUACCCAGCAGGUGUGCUUCCUGUUACCAAGGUGACAGAGCAGGAUAUAAAGGAUAUGGCUAAUUACCCAAACAAGACCAAGUUUGAAAAGAACAUUAAAAAGAUGAUGUUGGGAGGGACUGUGGGUCUACCCUGUGGGGUGCAGUGUGUGGCCCUACCCUACCAAGAGGAACUGGUCAUCAGACUCAUGAAGGAAGUGGAGCAAGGGCUCAAGGGAGAUAACUCAUAAAAAAAAAAUGCAGAAAAUAUAUGUAAGAAAAGGAUGGUUAAUGUUUAUGUACAUUACUGUAGAUUCCUAAUUAAACGUGACAAAAUAAUUUCCGCUUAAAAUCGCAAAAAGCAACCCUUAUGAAUUUUAAAAUCUCGCUUUUAUUUUUCAGACAGUUUUGAACUAUAGGAAAUUAUUGCAAAAAUUGGUGAUCGCGAUUUUAUAUUCUCGCAAUUUGAUACAAAACAGCGGAAUCACGGAAUUAAGUACUCGCAUAAAAUAAGGAAUUUACAGUAUUAUUUCAGGUGCUGUACAGUGUGUCAAUUUAUUGUAUCUUCAAUUGAAACUGUUAGCUUUCAAAUAUACAUGUAGUGUAGAAUAAUUUUUUUUCUAGUACCGCAAAUAAUUCUAUAUGGGCAAUUAAUAAUUAACCAUUGUGGGGGUUGUAUGUGUGUUUGUGUUUUAUAUAAUUGUGUGUGCAAGUUAUUAUAAACUAAUUUAUUCACUACUAUGUUAAAUAUUUUACAUGUAUAAGUCAUGAUUGUCGAUUUGGUAUGAAAUUUAAGUGCCAUAGUUAAUUUUUUUUUUCAAUGUCUCAAAUAUUGCUAUUGUGUCAACUUGAUUUUAAUUAAAUUGAUUUUUAUAAAUACAUGUCAUUUUCAUAUUUGUUACAUAUUUGUUGAAUUUUUUUUUCAUUUCAAUUUGUUAACUGUUUUUGAUUGUUUGAAAGUGAGUUUACAUUGCCUGCAUAUAUACAUACAUACAACUUUGAUGACCUUAGCAUCAAUUCAAGUCAUUUAAAGAUUAGCAAAUAUCUUCAAGUGAACAAACUUUUCCAUAUUGAUGUACUGAAUAUCUUAAUGGGGUUUUUACAUCCUGCUCUAUAUUUCAGUAUAAUCAUGAUUAUUUUCAUUUAUUUGUACAUGGCAAAAAAUUGAACUAAUAGAAUACAAUUCAGUUGUUAUGUGCUGUAGAAGACUUUUAAAAUUGCAAUUCUGAUAUGGUACACAAAGAAUAAAAAUUGCAGCUUUACUUCAUUUUAACAGCAGCCAGCAUACCAAAAAGAAAUCAAAAGUACUGUGUCUGGUUUUUUGUUGAUUUUGUUCACUAAUUAACUGUAGCUUCAAUAUUUCUCAAUUUUUGGGAACUCUUCUAGCCUGAUACAAUAGAAUUCUACUCAUUAAUGACAAUAAUUUAAUACCUAAAAUCUAAUAAAUGUCAGAUUCAUGAAGUCUUCUAUUUUCUAUUUCCAUUAAAUAUUUGCUUUAAUAGCAAGGUACAAGUGAAAUGCUAGACAUAUGCAUUUCCAAAACUUUUUUGAAUUUCUUCCCAAAGAAAUCCUUACUAACACAAGAUGUUAUUUAUUCAAUUAGAUUAUUUGAAUGCAUGGGUAUAAUGAAUAUAGACAAAGAAUUAUUAGCUACAGAGAUUACUCAUUGAUUGUUUGUUUUAUUAGCUCACCUGAGCUGAAAGCUCAAGUGAGCUUUUCUGAUCACUUUUUGUCCAGCGUCCAUCUGUCCGUCCGUCUCUCUGUAAAUUUUUUACAUUUUCGACUUCUUCUCUAGAAUUACUCUAGACCAACUUCAACAAAACUUGCCACAAAGCAUCGUGAGGUGAAUGGGAAUUAAGUUUGAUAAAAUGAAGGGCCAUGCUUUCUUUAAAGGGGAGUUAAUUAGGAUUUAUUGAAAAUUUGUUUAUAUUUUUCAAAAACUUCUUCUCAAAACCAUUUGACCAGAAAAGCUAAAACUUGUGUGGAAGCAUCUUCAGAUAGUGUAGAUUCAAGUUUAUUCAAAUCAUGGUCCCUGGGGGUAAGGUGGGAUCACAAUGGGGGGUUGAAAUUUUAUAUAGAAUAUAUAGAGUAAAUCUUUAUAAAUCUUCUUCUCAGCAACCAAUCAGCCAGAAAAGCAGAAACUUGUGUGGAAGCAUCCUCAUGUAGUAUAGAUUCAAGUUUAUAAAAAUCAUGGUCCCCUGGGGUAGGGUGGAGCCACAAUUGGGGGGGUCAUACUUUUACAUAGAAACAUAUAUUGUAAAUCUUUUAAAAAAGUUUUCUCAAGAACCAUUUGGUCAGAAAAGCUGAAACUUGUGUGGAAGCAUCCUUAGAUAGUGUAGAUUCAAGUUUGUUAAAAUCAUGGUCCCCGGGGGUAAGGUGGGGCCACAAUGGGGGGGGGGGGGGGUUGAAGUUUUACAUUGGAAUAUAUAGAGUAAAUCUUUAAAAAUCUUCUUCUCAGCAACCAAUCAGCCAGGAAAGCUGAAACUUGUGAGAAAGCAUCCCCAGGUGGGAUAGAUUCAAGUUUCUUCAAAUCAUGGUCCGGGGGGAGGGGGGGGGGGGGGUAAAAAUUUCCAAAGGAUAAUAAAAAUAGAAAAAAAAUUAAAUUACCUUUUUCUAAAAACCACUUGCUUAGAAAAGCUGUAACUUUACUGAAAGUAACCUCAGAUAAUGUAGAUUUAAAUUCUUUCAAAUCAAAAUAUUUAGGAGUAGGGUGGGGCCACAUUGGGAUUCCAAUUUUACAAAGGAAAAUUCAAAAAAUGAAAUGUUAUAAUGUAAGGUUUUACUUACCGGUAUAUGCAAGCAUUUUGACAUUUUGCUGAUUCUUUCAAAUUGUUUAGACUUUGGCCCCUGGAAUAUUCUUCAGCCUCACAUGGGGUUCAGAGUAUGAUGUAGGUUUAUAUACCAUAUAUAAACAAAUGUUUAGAAUCUUUUUGAGAACUGCAAUGCUUUACAGGUGAUAUGACUUUAAAUUCAUCCUUUUAGAAAAGGGACUUGAUUAUAAACAUAUCCAGGGAAAAAAUGGACUUUUAUUUAUACAGGAUCUACAUGUAUUAUACUACAUUGUCCAGAUAGUUUGAAUUAUGACUCUGUUAAGCUGAUUUUAUCAUACCUAUUGUUGCUCAGGUGAGCGAUGUGGCCCAUAAUUUCAUUUGAAGUUUGAUUAAAAAGAAAUAUUGAUAAAAAGUUAUGUUUUUAACUUUGACUUGCUUUGAUGAGAAUGAUAAUGAUUUUAAUUUUUGAAAUACAUGUUUAUAUGGAAA